AUGCUAGGCAACAUUAUGUUUCGCGUACGCGACAGCAACGCUUUUCCAUCCCCAAACAGAAAUCGAUACGAGGUUGAUCUUGAUUCUUUAUUGAUUUAUUAUCAGAGGCGACAAAGUUUUAUUGCGUUGCCUUGCUAAUUUCUCAAGCGAAGUAGACAUUAUAAAUUGUGUUGUUAACAGUCAUUUUGACGAACGAGAUCAGCAAAUUAUCUAAAUUACAACCAGGAAAAGACCAAGUGUAUUUUAUUUGAAUUUUCUACAAUUUAAAAGACACUAAUAAGAUGGGCGAUCCAUUGGAGUUGACCACAUGGCCGAGUCAUGAAAGUACAUUUUAUGAAAUAACAAGUGGAGCUGUAGCUUUCUCAGUGAGAGCAGCCCGAAAUAUUGUCAUAGGUUUGUCGAGGAAAGUAAUCCGCAGCUGUGAUUAUUGGAUUGUGCUAAGCAAUGAUCACAGUUUUAUAAAAAAGGGCAAUGAGCACCGUGUGAAGGUUCGUACACCUGGGGUUCUUAGUGCGGAGAAUUAUACUAAGUUUUGGAUUACAUGGUAUGGAAACUUCAUAAGACUGGGCCAGGGUGAUGACCCUAAUCCAUUGAUAACAUGCCCUAACAAGGUGCCCGGUUUGCGGUACAUUACUCUUGAUGUGAAGUCGAGAAGGGAACGCACACCUGUGCAUUGGAAAGUUGAAUUACCUCCAAUUAUUCGGAGUCACAAAUUGAAGCCAUUAGAAGCUCCCAAGCCAUUCUGGUAUGAUCCUAAAGAUUAUAUACCAUUUGGGGCAUAUAUUGGUGGAUUUGAAGAUGAACCUGUGUAUGUAGCCAAAGCGUACCACAAUGGUUCAAUGGUUCCGGGCAAGUAUGUCCGGUCCGACAACGUUUGUUAUGUGCCAUGGGGCGGAGCUGCACAAGCGAAAGAUGACUUUCAGAUAUUGUGCGGCUACAAUUUGAUAUGGAUCAGUAGUUACAGUGACAAAGUGCCAGUAAAUGCUGUGCCUGGAGGCUAUUCUGAAGAUGAGGUCCCUGAGAGGCUUUACAUAGGUAGGGCAAGGCAUGAAGGGCACAUUAUACCUGGCAAGGUACAACCGUCUCACAGAGUCUGUUACAUACCAUAUAUGGAUAAAGAAAUAGCCAAAACACACUAUCAGAUUUUGGUGAUACCCGAUGGAAGUGAGAGACGUUCAAAUAAAUUUUAUACGUAUGGAUUGGAAUGCGAUACUGGUUCAGAGUCGGAGAACGAGGAAAAUGAACAAGAUGACUCUGAUUAUGAGUAAAGAGGUCGAGCAAGGAGUUUCUACUGUUGCUACACAUGUAUAACAACAUGUGAUUUUUGAAUAUGUAAAAUUCAUACUAUAUUUAAAAUAUAUCUAUGUUUAGAUGUAAGUUUCAACUAUUUAAUACAAUUUGCAAUUAAUAUGUGAUUAAAAAAUAUAGUUUUAACGAAAUGAUUAUUGAUUUAAUGUUAACUAAAAUUACUGUUUAAUUUUAAUCAAAUAAAUAAGCUGUGCCAUGUCCCAGGAAUGAUACAACAGUGUAUAAAUAUUUUAUUUUGGGUUUGGCAAAGCUAGGCAAUAUGGCUGUGGAUCUUAUAAGGAUUAUACAAUCUCAAUACCGAGAAUGUUUUUUUUUUUGUUUCUAAGGAAUUUAUCUGAAGAAAAGAAAAAUGUACGUCUAUAGCUGUAGAAUAUUGUAGGGUGGAUUGUGGAAAUGUGAGGAUUUGAUAUACUUUGUUAGCGGGUCUAACAAAAAGAAAAUGCCAUUUUUUGAGAAGUAUGAAAAAGCUUAUGAACAACAUUUGAUAAUACAAAGUAAAGAAUGCUGGAAAUAGUCAUGAUGAGAAAAGUAUUGAUUAACGACAAUGUUAUAUACAAGGGGAAAGUCAAUCACGUCCCAUGGAAAUAAGGGUAGGCAGGGUAAGGAAGUAAAUUCUUGUUGGAUCGAGUAUUCUAUGAAAAAACAACAACAGCAACGUUUUGUACAAGUUUUUUGGCAAUGAAAACCCAUCUUUAUAAUAUUCUUUAGUAUGAGAACAACUUAUUUCUCAUAUCUCUGUUGUAGUGACCGCUGAUUUUGACAAUUUGGCAAUAUUUUCAUGUGAUAAUUGUGGUAUGUAAUUAAUUACAUCAAAUAAAUCCUUAGUGUAAAAGGUGAAAGUAGAUUUAAAUAAUUAAAUGCUUGUAUUUUUCUUAUAUAAGUGUAUUUCAGAUUACCAAACUUUGGUGAUUAUUUAGUCGUAUGUUAAUGGCUGGCUUAUGUACCUAUAUGUUAUUUGA
Papilio xuthus (Asian swallowtail) is the source of this 2267-nucleotide messenger RNA. RefSeq lists its product as uncharacterized. Bases 282 to 1268 code for a protein of 328 amino acids. The transcript is spliced from 5 exons. The record is from RefSeq and is a predicted model, not a curated record. Lineage: Eukaryota; Metazoa; Arthropoda; Insecta; Lepidoptera; Papilionidae.